UGAAAAAAAUGAACAAAAAAGAAUAGUGGUCUAAAAUUGAAGCAGAUUCAAGUAAACUAGUGUCUUGUACUUCUCUUCCCAACCUCAAACUGCGACUUCUUUCUACAUUGUCAUGGCUACCACCAUUACAUCAGGUGGAGCUGGUAUAGUCCCAAUUAAACUCCACACCCAGAAACCGAUAACCUCGUCAUUAUCAUCAUCCUCAUUUCUUGGCAAGAAACUUAGUCCAAGAUUCUCUUCGAGACCAAUUUUUUCAAACCCGAGAGCUGUUUCGGUUAUUGCAUCAGGUGGAGGGGAGUUCUUUGAUGCAGUUCAUAACUUGUUUCUUGGUGUAGGGGUUGGAUUACCAUGCACUGUGAUGGAGUGUGGUGAUAUUAUAUAUAGAAGUACUUUGCCAAAGUCUAAUGGUUUAACACUUACAGCUCCUGGUGCAGUUUUGGCUUUCGGUGCUUUGUCUUACCUUUGGGCUACUCCUGGUGUUGCUCCUGGUUUUUUUGACAUGUUUUUUCUUGCUUUUGUUGAAAGGUUGUUUAGACCCACGUUUAGAAAGGAUGACUUUGUUUUGGGGAAGAAAUUGGGGGAGGGAGCCUUCGGAGUUGUUUAUAGAGUUUCAUUGACUAAGAAGCCCUCUUCCAAGAGGGAAGGGGAUUUAGUCUUGAAAAAGGCAACUGAAUAUGGAGCGGUGGAAAUUUGGAUGAAUGAGCGUGUUCGAAGAGCUUGUGCAAGCAGCUGUGCAGAUUUUUUGUAUGGGUUUCUAGAGAGUUCAUCAAAGAAAGAAGCUGAAUAUUGGCUCGUUUGGCGUUUUGAAGGCGAGGCCACACUCUAUGAUUUGAUGCAGAGUAAAGGGUUCCCCUACAAUGUAGAGUCUAUGAUUCUCAAAGAGGUUCAAGACUUGCCUAAGGGGUUGGAAAGGGAAAACAGAAUCAUUCAAACUAUCAUGAGGCAGCUUUUAUUUGCAUUGGAUGGUCUUCACUCAACAGGAAUAGUGCAUAGGGAUAUCAAGCCACAGAAUAUUAUUUUCUCUGAAGGUUCUCGUACAUUCAAGAUCAUUGAUCUUGGAGCUGCUGCAGACCUGCGAGUGGGAAUCAACUAUAUUCCAAAUGAGUUUCUUUUGGACCCAAGAUAUGCUGCACCGGAACAAUACAUCAUGAGCACACAAACUCCAUCAGCACCAUCCCCUCCAGUAGCAACUGUACUUUCUCCAGUGCUAUGGCAGUUGAAUUUACCGGACAGAUUUGAUAUUUACAGUGCUGGACUUAUAUUCCUACAAAUGGCGUUUCCUGGACUACGCUCUGAUAGUAACCUUAUACAAUUCAAUCGUCAGUUAAAAAGGUGUGAUUAUGACUUAGUUGCCUGGAGAAAAAGUGUAGAGCCACGUGCUGGACCUGAACUUCAAAGGGGCUUUGAGUUGCUGGAUUUAGAUGGAGGGAUAGGAUGGGAACUUCUAACAUCAAUGGUUCGAUACAAAGCUCGGCAAAGACUAAGUGCAAAAGCAGCAUUAGCUCAUCCCUACUUCGAUAGGGAAGGUCUUUUAGCUUUGUCUUUCAUGCAGAACCUGAGGAUGCAACUCUUUCGAGCAACACAACAAGAUUAUGGGGAAGCUGCCAACUGGAUUAUUCAGCUAAUGGCAAAAUCUGGAACAGAGAAGGAGGGCGGAUUCACAGAAGCUCAACUUCAAGAAUUACGAGAAAGGCAGGAGCCUAGAAAGAAGGCAAGUGCUCAAAGGAAUGCUCUUGCAUCGGCCCUUCGUCUUCAAAGGAAGAUACUAAAAACAUUGAACGAGAGCAUGGAUGAGCUCAGCAGACGAGGCAAGAGCCUAUGGUGGAGCAGGUGGAUCCCGAAAGAGGAAUGAGAAUUAUAAUGAUUUAGCAAGAAAGCGCCCACCACGAAAUCAACUUGACUCGACGAGGGCUCUGGGACAGAUUCCUUGGUCCCAGGUUACUGAUGAGUGUAGAGGUUUUGCUUUUACAUUCUUACUGAACAAGCAUCUAGUUGAGGUUCAGAAAUGAUAAAUGUACUGCUCCUAAACCUUUUUUCUUUCAUGUAUUUAUCAUUUCUUUUACAGGAAACAAUUGUCCUGUUCAUCCAAGUUUGCCCUUUAGCAGACAAUAUGAUGUAAACUUGCAGAAUAAUAGAAAUUGGAUGCUUAAUUUUGCA
Molecule: messenger RNA, 2157 nt
Organism: Ricinus communis (castor bean)
Lineage: Eukaryota; Viridiplantae; Streptophyta; Magnoliopsida; Malpighiales; Euphorbiaceae
Product: serine/threonine-protein kinase STN7, chloroplastic
Exons: 11
Coding region: 113-1852 (579 amino acids)
Biological process (GO): protein phosphorylation
Molecular function (GO): ATP binding; protein kinase activity
Source: RefSeq, a predicted model, not a curated record